Molecule: messenger RNA, 2932 nt
Organism: Daphnia carinata
Lineage: Eukaryota; Metazoa; Arthropoda; Branchiopoda; Diplostraca; Daphniidae
Product: ras GTPase-activating protein-binding protein 2-like
Exons: 11
Coding region: 225-2006 (593 amino acids)
Cellular component (GO): cytosol; ribonucleoprotein complex
Molecular function (GO): mRNA binding
Source: RefSeq, a predicted model, not a curated record
CGGUCCUAAGCCGAAACUUAGAUAUAGCAGGGAGAGGGUAGAGGGAAGCGAGGUAGAAAGAACGCAUUGGUCAGUGCAUAGUUGCAUGUGUUGCCGCGUACGAAUUGCUUGUUACGGGUAAAAAAAGGUUCAAUUGAAGUUACUAGACUUCAGUAAACCAUCCUGAUCUUCCCACUUUAAACUUCAUUUUCUAUUGAAAACUCAAUUCCCUGAGAAAAAUCAGCAUGGUCAUGGAGGCAGUUCCAAGCCCACAAUGUGUGGGAAGGGAGUUUGUGCGUCAGUACUACACCCUUCUCAACAAGGCCCCUUUACAUUUGCAUAGGUUCUACAAUCAUGAUUCAUCAUUUGUCCAUGGUGGUUUAAAGGAGCGUUUGCCUGAAGAGGUUCAUGGCCAGCAACAAAUCCAUCAAAAGAUAAUGGAGCUGGACUUCCAUGAUUGCAAAGCCAAGAUUCUGUUGGUUGACUCUCAUCGUACUCUGGAAAAUGGAGUUGUGGUUCAGGUAUCUGGUGAGUUAUCGAACAAUGGCCAGCCAAUGCGUCGUUUCGUGCAAACGUUCGUGUUGGCUCCUCAGUCCGCCAAAAAGUACUACGUACGCAACGACAUCUUUCGCUAUCAAGACGAUGCUUUUUUUGACGAUGAGGAGUGUGUUGACGAACGUCCAGUUGAAAACGAAAACGAAGUGCAACAGCCGCGUCCAACCCCGGUCGAAGUUAAUGCUGCUUCUGUGACACCUCCCGCUCCUGUUCCUCAGCCAUCGGUCCAACAACCGGAACCGACUACUGGGCAAUCAGUGGGAGUGAACGGUUCUGAUCAACAUCCCGAAGAAGACAUCCGCCAAAGAACUACACCAUCCGCUACCACAUACACGGCUGUACCUGCUCAUCAACCAGAACCCGUACAACAGGUCUCGCGACCAGCAAAGGUUGCAACUCCUCCUACCGUAGUGGCACCGCAGCCGGAGAAGUUUGAAGCUGUUACGGAGCUGGUUCGAGAGCCUGAGCCACCUUCUGUUCCCGAGCCAGCACCUCCUAAACGUGCUCCUGAUGUCGUAACUCCUUCAAAUCCAUCGGCCCCCUCUGAACCGAAAACCUUCGCCAAUUUAUUCAAGAAUCCUGGCGCCUAUAAUGGAACAACGACUGGUUUACCUUCAACCGUACCUCCAUUUGGGUCGACCAAGAGCACCACAAGUAGCUCUAACUCUACGCCUGCUGCAUCGACCAACACGGAAAUUACCACAGGUCCUACAACUACCAAUGGCAACGAAAACUUUGCUGCUACUGGACCUUCACAACCCCAAAGAAACAACUAUCAACAACGCACCGCUCGUCCUGCAAUGAUGGGAAACGGACGUACCGGGUCGGGCCCCGGAUCUUACCACAACAGAGAUCGUGACCAAGACCGAGGUGAUAAAGGUGAGAGAUGGUCUGACAAUCGUGCUCCAUCUCGGGGCUCGACUGAAGAAAUUGGUGAGUGGAAACAACCAAAUGGGGACGGAUAUCAGCGCGAGAAGGAUCGUGAAUUCCGUCGAUACGACGAUAAUCUUCAAGUGUUCGUCGGAAACAUUCCCCACGUAACUACCGAGGAGGCCCUCAAGGAACUGUUUGAGCGUUUCGGCCCCGUACUUGAUGUUAGAAUCCAUGGCAAGAACGGUGUGAGAGCUGCUGGUGGAAGGGCUCCGCUUUACGCCUUUGUAGUGUUCGAUUCACCGAAGGCCGCUGAAGCUGCGCUUGCUGAUAAGCCGAUGCUGAAUGGUGAUCACCGGCUAAAUGUCGAACCAAAGCGCCGCGGAGGUCCAUCAAACUCAUCAGGUCCACGUGACGGUCAGCGCGGUGGCUCCAUGAAUCGCGGAGGUGGCAUGGGAGGUCCUGGCAGGGGAGGACGUCCGAUGGGUCCUAUGGGUAUGGGCAUGAACAGCGGCCCACCACGCGAGGGAGGAAGUGGUGGAGGUGGUGGACGUGGAAUGGGUAGCGGUGGACGUGGUGGAUACAUGACCCGUCGUCAAUAAAGAAGGAAGGCCGUUUUUCUUGCAAACCUUUUAAUUUUCCCAUUCAUUUUCUUCGUCCUCGAGCAGAAUUUUCUCUCCACUACGUUAAUUUAACCUAUAAGUUUUUUUCUUCCUUUUUUUUUUUUUUUUUUUUUCUUUGCGUUUUUUUUGAUACACCAAACCCGUACCAAUCGUACCAUCUUGGUUUAUCUCGCUCGCUCGCUCUGACCCCACUGUCUCAUUCUACUAACUUUAAUUGGACUUUCAGUCGCAAUGUACAUAUUCGCAUGGGUGUGUCAUUCUUUUAAAAAAAAAAACCUAUCAGUAGCACAAUGUUUGUCACUUCCAUAAGAAAAAGAAACGAAAAAAGGACAAAAAAAAGGUCAGAACACAGUGUCUUGAUGGUGUCGGGUAUCAGACGAGAAACGACUAACAUCUUUCUUUUUGUAGUGGAGAAGAAGGCAUUACCACUUUGGCUAUUUUGCCAACAGGUUAAAAACUAUCAAAAUAUUAAGUGAACACUAAUACGUGGUGGCUAUAAACGUGAUUCCAGCUUCGGUGAUGGGAAACCUUUGUGUCGACAUCCUCGGUUACUCCUUUUUCACGUAGAAUUGAAAAGGGAAAAUCACACGUCCCCGGGUUCUAGUCGCAGCACUCGUGUCUGGAUUUUCAGUUGGGAUCGUACAGAAUUCAACCACCUUCACACUUCCCUUGCUGACGUGUAAUAAUCGGUCUCCUUUAAUGUUCGCUUUCUCCCAUGCCUUCUCUUUUUGUUGCAAUUUUCUAUCGUAUAAUUUGUCCUCUCAAUCCUCCAAUCUAUCAUUUUCUGUAAACGGUUCUAACUCAUGCUGCUAUGUAGAUUCGGGAGGUUCAUCAACAGUGGAUGUGUUGUGUUUCUAUCCUUAUCCAACAUGGACGCAUUGGUAUCAGCAAACAAACCAUACAAA